UUCACUUUUAUUGUAUUCUGCUACUACUAUUGUUUCUUUGUCCUCAGCUGCUGCACCAUAGUCCAAAGUCCAAACCAUGUCUUCUUCUUGUUCUUCUCCUUCUUCUUCUUGGUUUACAUUCAUAUCUUGUUUGACCAUUUUCUUCCUGCUUAGUAAUUCUGCAAGUUUUGCAGCAAAACCUCACCGCCAACUCUCAGUUGAUUACUAUGCAAAAUCAUGUCCCCAACUCGAAAAACUGAUCGGGUCCAUCACAUCCCAACAGUUCAAAGAGGCACCAGUUUCUGGUCCAGCAACCAUUCGCCUCUUCUUCCAUGACUGCUUUGUAGAAGGCUGUGAUGCAUCCAUAACCAUAACGUCACAGCAGGGGAGCAAAGUUCUGGCAGAGAAGGAUGCACCAGAUAAUAAGGACCUGAGGGUGGAAGGCUUUGAAAGUGUGAGGAAAGCAAAGGCUUUAGUAGAGAGCAAGUGUCCUGGUGUUGUGUCUUGUGCUGACAUACUUGCAAUUGAAGCCAGAGAUUAUGUCCACUUGGCAGGGGGUCCCAACUAUCAAGUUAAGAAAGGGAGGUGGGAUGGAAGAAUAUCAAUGGCCUCAAGAGUGGCUUCCAAUAUUCCCCAAGCAAAUUUCACAGUUAAUCAGCUACUCAAGCUCUUCAAUUCAAAAGGACUGACACUUGAAGACCUUGUUGUUCUUUCUGGUGCACAUACAUUCGGGUAUGCGCAUUGCCAGAACUUCAUAAGUAGGCUCUAUGACUACCGAGGCUCGAAGCAGCCUGACCCGGUUAUGGACCCGAGACUUCUAAGGGCGCUAAGAAUGUCAUGCCCACAUUAUGGUGGAAAUACUGACAUUGUUGCACCAUUUGAUGUCACUACUCCCUUUGUGUUUGAUCAUGCCUAUUAUGGUAAUCUAGAGGCCAAGUUGGGAUUGCUAGCUUCAGACCAAGCUUUAGCUUUGGACCCAAGAACCAAGCCUAUUGUUCAAGCUUUUGCAAAAGAUAAAGCCAAGUUUUUCCAAGCUUUUGGGGUGGCUAUGGAGAAGAUGGGUUCAAUAGGUGUGAAGAGGGGAAGAAAACAUGGGGAGAAAAGGAAAGACUGUAGUAUGCAUAUGUAA
Fragaria vesca subsp. vesca is the source of this 1108-nucleotide messenger RNA. RefSeq names its product peroxidase 19-like. The record is from RefSeq and is a predicted model, not a curated record. The coding region runs from base 77 to 1108 and encodes 343 amino acids. The transcript is spliced from 3 exons. Gene Ontology annotation, molecular function: peroxidase activity; heme binding. Lineage: Eukaryota; Viridiplantae; Streptophyta; Magnoliopsida; Rosales; Rosaceae. Gene Ontology annotation, biological process: response to oxidative stress; hydrogen peroxide catabolic process.